Messenger RNA from Diabrotica balteata, 1059 nucleotides. Lineage: Eukaryota; Metazoa; Arthropoda; Insecta; Coleoptera; Chrysomelidae. The record is from the annotation of a GenBank genome assembly.
AUGGCCAACCAGGAACCGAUAAUGAACAAAAUAGCAAAGAGACAAAUGAACUGGUAUGGGCAUCUGACGAGGAUGCAAUCCAAUAGAAUAACAAAAAAAGUUUAUGAAGCAAAAAAUAUCGGAAAAAGAAAAAGAGGCAGACCAAGAAAAAAAUGGAUACAGCAAGUAGUAGAGGCGAGAAAAUUUAAACAAAAAUCACUCGAGGAAUUGAAAAUAAUGGCAGGAAACAGAAAAGAAUGGAAGAGAUGUUCCACAGUGCUGGAUCGACUUGAAACAGCAAUGGCAAUGGCAGGUGUACAUGACAUCGGUCGCAGUAGCUUUAUUUGUAAUUCCAGCGUUAAUAAUAAGUGCGUGCUAUACAGUUAUUGUGUGGACCAUAUGGACGAAGAGCAAGCUACUUAUUCCCAUGGGACAUAUACCCAUUAGGCAAAUUAUCCUUUCAGGUGAGGACCUUCGAGAUAUUCCUCCACGGCAUUUACCAGAAGAUCACGAUUACAGAAGAGCAAGCUCCAGAGGAAUUAUUCCACGUGCCAAAAUAAAGACUGUAAAAAUGACUUUUGUCAUUGUAUUUAUGUUUAUCGUAUGCUGGAGUCCCUUUAUAAUAUUUGACUUGCUCCAAGUAUACGGUCACAUUCCUAAAACUCAAACCACCAUCGCCAUAGCGACACUCAUCCAAAGUCUGGCUCCUCUCAAUUCCGCCGCCAACCCCAUCAUCUACUGCCUUUUUUCGACACACAUGUGCGGCAACUUAAGAUGUGGCAAAAUACUGAAACAUUUAAACUUCAAUCCUUGCAGAAAGAUCCCUCCGUUUACAUGGUUGUCAAAAUGUAUAUCGAUCUGUAUACCUUCCUCCUGUUUUGGACACGACAACGCAUCCACGUUCACCACGACAACGACGAGUUCAUCGAGAAGAUCGACAUCGGCCACGUCCCUGAGGCACACCAUAAGAGUGCAACCUCCGUUGCAAAAUGGACACAAAGUGGCUAUUUCUAUUGUCUAGUCAUUUGUAGGUCUGUAAAGCUGACAGCUUUAUUUGUAAUCAUUCCAUUCAUAAUAAAG